CGCCCCGAAAGAUUUCCUAGAUCCCCUCAACCACGACUCGCCCUGACCACCAUUAGAUUGUAAAAGACCAUCUAUUGGGAGACUGUCAAAAUGUCGAAGAUCACAGUCGCUAAUGUCCGGACGCAAGUCGCCGAGCUCUUGGAGUACUCCAACGAGACCAAGAAGCGCAACUUCCUCGAGACCGUCGAGCUCCAGAUCGGCCUGAAGAACUAUGAUCCCCAGCGUGACAAGCGUUUCUCUGGCACUAUCAAGCUGCCUUCCAUCCCCCGCCCCAACAUGGCUGUCUGCAUUCUUGGUGACCAGCACGAUAUCGACCGUGCCAAGCACGGUGGUGUCGAUGCCAUGUCCGCUGAUGACUUGAAGAAGCUGAACAAGAACAAGAAGCUCAUCAAGAAGCUCGCCCGCAAGUACGACGCCUUUGUCGCUUCCGAGGCCCUCAUCAAGAUGAUUCCUCGUCUCCUCGGCCCCGGUCUGUCCAAGGCCGGCAAGUUCCCCACCCCCGUCUCCCACUCCGACGACCUCACCGGCAAGAUCAACGAGGUCAAGUCCACCAUCAAGUUCCAGCUCAAGAAGGUUCUGUGCAUGGGUGUCGCCGUCGGCAACGUCGAGAUGACCCAGGAGCAGCUCAUUGGCAACAUCAUGCUCGCCAUCAACUACCUCGUCUCUCUCCUGAAGAAGGGCUGGCAGAACGUUGGUAGCCUUACCAUCAAGGCUACCAUGUCUCCUCCCAAGCGCCUGUACUAAGUGUACUUCAUUUGGUCUCUGCCUGAGAUGGCCUAACAAUCUUGUCCGCUGAGACGUGGACAAUGCAGCUUAGACUAGGAUGGCGGAAAAAUUGAAGACUUUUGGACAAUU
Fusarium vanettenii 77-13-4 is the source of this 855-nucleotide messenger RNA. RefSeq names its product 60S ribosomal protein L1. NCBI's taxonomy places the organism in Eukaryota, Fungi, Ascomycota, Sordariomycetes, Hypocreales, Nectriaceae. Bases 91 to 744 code for a protein of 217 amino acids. Gene Ontology annotation, molecular function: RNA binding; structural constituent of ribosome. Gene Ontology annotation, biological process: translation. Gene Ontology annotation, cellular component: large ribosomal subunit. The record is from RefSeq and is a predicted model, not a curated record. The transcript has 3 exons.